AUGGCGGAGCGCUCGUCCAAAAGUCGUCUAUCUUCAACAGUAGUCAUCCCUCGCUCAAAUCGACGGGAGAGAAGAGAAAGAAACCGAAGUCCAGAUGUUGAAAGCAGCAAAAACAGAACCAACAACAGAGAUUAUCAACAGCAUGAUGACAGAGUUAAUUCUCGCAGUGAAAGAACAACCAAUGAUUCCAUUAGCAAUGAGAACAGACCCAGAAGAAAUUGGCAAAAUGAUCAACUGGCAGUUAAAGAGAGACUGGGGCUUGUGCGAGAUCGAGAGAGACRGCGACAGCCAAGAAUGAUUGAAAUAAACACAGAUCCACGUGAUGUUCCUAGAGGAAAUCGGUAUUUUGAGCAUGAUGAUCGUGAGUCAGCUUACGGUAAUCAAAAGUUCAACAACAUCARCAGAAGAAGAUCAUUUCCCAGGCAAAGAUCUCGUAGUCCAGUUUGGAAGCAUGACCAUUUUGAAGACGAACAAAGAAGAAACAGAUCGCAACGUCCACGGCAACCAUGGAGGCAGAGGGAAGGAAGCCCGGCUUGGAAGCAUGAUAGAUUUAGAGAGCUUGAAAACGAUGACAAACAGCAAAGACCACGUCAAUCUUCUUGGAGGCAGCGGGAACGAAGCCCUCUAACGUGGAAGCAUGAUAAGUUUAAAGAGCUUGAAAAUGAAGAUAAAGAGACACAGGAAGCAAAAGAUGAAACAGAUAAACACCAAAAAAGAAGAAGAAAGUCUUCAUAGAUUAGAUUACAAACAUUUAGCACAUACAUGCUUUGACUGUCAACUUAGAUUUUAUAACAAAAAUAGAAAAAUUGUUGGUCUUA
Molecule: messenger RNA, 818 nt
Organism: Exaiptasia diaphana
Lineage: Eukaryota; Metazoa; Cnidaria; Anthozoa; Actiniaria; Aiptasiidae
Product: thyroid hormone receptor-associated protein 3
Exons: 6
Coding region: 1-735 (244 amino acids)
Source: RefSeq, a predicted model, not a curated record